AUGCUGUCACGAUCCCUUCCUCGCCGUAGAGUCACGGCAGACCUGCAUGGUGUUUGGAGAGCCUUCGGCACUGCCGCCGCCAGGCAGUCCAAAACCCCGUCGAUGGGAGACAUCAAUCCCUCCAGGGCGCAAAUCGACUCGUUCAAUAGGAAGCAGGCACAGUUUCGAGAGAUGCUGGUGGAGGCGCAGAAAGAACAGGGAGCACGUGCGUUAGCUGCCAAUAAUUUCUCUGCGUCCGAGACGUCAGGCCAAGGCUCAUCCGAGACUGAUGCAGGAGUCACUGCCGAGGCGAGCAAGCACGAGACUGAUCGAAAGCCCAAUGUCCUGUCAAAUCUCAUCUACGGCACCAAGGAGGGCAGGGAGAUGGAGGCGCAGAUCCAAGCCAGCUUCAGUCAGGUGCUGGCUCGCGGCAAAUACGUCCACUCCAUUGUCUUCCACGAGGUGAAGCCCGACAGGGUGGACGAGUACAUGGCGCUCGUUGGCCACUAUUAUCCCAAGAUAGCAAACCUUCCCGAGAACAAGGUGCACCUUGUCGGCAGUUGGCGAGUUGAAAUCGGCGACUGCGACACGUUUGUCCACAUCUGGGAAUACCAAAAGUACGAGGGCUAUCACCAGUCUCGAUACUCCAUCACCCAUCACCCCGAGUUCGCCGACUUUGACAGUGAACUGAAACUGUUGAUCAACUCCAAGCAUAUUUCACUCAUGCAGGAGUUCUCCUUCUGGCCCACGACGCCCCCGCGACAGCUGGGCGGCAUUUUCGAGCUUCGCUCGUAUACCCUGCACCCCGGGAACUUGUUGGAAUGGGAGUUUCACUGGCGGCGCGGCCUCGAGGCUCGACGAGAGGUGAUGGAGGGCGUAGGCGCUUGGUUUGUCCAAAUCGGAGAGCUCAACACGGUCCAUCAUUUGUGGCAGUUUGCCAAUCUGGAGGAGCGCCGAGAGCGCCGCGAGAAGAGCUGGUCGGUCGAGGGAUGGAGUGACACGGUCCAUAAGACGGUACCCCUUAUCCAGAGCAUGAAGUCGCGGAUCUUGGUUCCCAUGCCUUGGUCACCGGUAGCAUGA
Molecule: messenger RNA, 1059 nt
Organism: Metarhizium album ARSEF 1941
Lineage: Eukaryota; Fungi; Ascomycota; Sordariomycetes; Hypocreales; Clavicipitaceae
Product: NIPSNAP family protein
Exons: 2
Coding region: 1-1059 (352 amino acids)
Cellular component (GO): mitochondrion
Source: RefSeq, a predicted model, not a curated record